This is a messenger RNA of Amaranthus tricolor (Joseph's coat), 1309 nucleotides long. Its product is annotated as GATA transcription factor 15-like. Gene Ontology annotation, molecular function: zinc ion binding; sequence-specific DNA binding. Gene Ontology annotation, biological process: regulation of DNA-templated transcription. The record is from RefSeq and is a predicted model, not a curated record. Lineage: Eukaryota; Viridiplantae; Streptophyta; Magnoliopsida; Caryophyllales; Amaranthaceae. The coding region runs from base 635 to 1063 and encodes 142 amino acids. The transcript is spliced from 2 exons.
GGCAAAUAAACUAAAGAUCAAAUGCCCAAAAUACCCUCUAAAUUGAAGAGAGAAAACUAGGGUUUUAGAAUCUAAAAUCAAAUUAGCCAAACAGUACAACACACCAUUCACCAACUCUCCAGUCUCCUCCAUUCGGCUGCAGAUAACCUUCUUUAUCGCUUCUUUCCGAGUCUUUUAUAUUUGCAUGUCCGUUAAAUCUUCAUUUCAUCAUUCAAAUCUUUGCCCUAAUAAUCCUUUAUUUCACAUUUAAUCUCUGCCCACCACUUUAUUUUUUCCGAUCCUGUCUCCGUUUUUCCCGCUUUCCUUUGUUUUUCUGUUUUUGAUUCAUAAUAAUAUUUCACUUCUUGGAUCACUUUAUCAUCUCAUUUGUCCAUUUAAAUUUUACUCUGUUCUGAAACAGGGAAACUAGUUACUUGAUUAGGUUUAUCGAUUUUAGGGUUUUUUUUCCCAUUGUUUGAUCAAUCUAGCUUCCACCCAUUAUUCCUUUUGCAUUUGAUUUUUCUGGGUUUAUUUUAAAUUUCUGAUAAAACUCAGUAAUCAUGGUGGAUUUAAAUGAUAAAGUACGUGAUCAUUUCCCCGGUUCUUAAUCUUUAGAUUAGGUGAUGAUUUUGUGUUUUAGAAAUGAUCUAAUAUUAUGAUUUUCCAAUAUUUUGAUCGAUUAAUGCAGAAAUCAUCCGACCCAGAUGGAGAAAGCAAAGAAAAUGAGAUUAAACGAUGUGCUGAUUGUGGUACUUCUAAAACCCCUCUUUGGAGAGGCGGUCCAGCAGGCCCAAAGUCAUUGUGUAAUGCAUGUGGAAUCAGAAGUAGGAAGAAAAGAAGGGCAAUUUUGGGAUUAAAAACAGAUGGAAAAAAAUCAAAGAAAAUCAAUCAUAAUACAUCAUCAUCAUCAUCAUCAUCAAGUAGAUUGAUUGGGAGUCCACUCAACCAACGGCUAAGAAUGCUUGGAAGCGAAGUGAUAAUGCAAAGAUCAACGGUGGAUAAGCAACAUAGGUGGAAUCUAGGAGAAGAAGAAGAAGCUGCUGUGCUUUUAAUGGCUCUUUCUUAUGGCUCUGUCUAUGCAUAAAACUAGAAUAGAAAUUAGAUUUGUUUGGUGAUUGUAUUAUUAGUAGUAAUUUUAGAAUAGAGAAGUGGAUAAAAAUUGUCGCUUGAAGAAUCAUGUAAAAGCCAAUAAUAAAAGAAAGUUUCUUCCUUUAAUAAUGCUUUUCUAAUUAGAGAAAUAACUUUAUUGUAGAGCGUGAAAAAGAGAGUUGUUAAUUAUCUUAAAAUGUUUUGAUUGAUUUAAUGUCUUCAAUAAUGAAAGUUGUAUUAA